AGUAAUGGCGGAGCUGUCAAAAAAAACCGAGACGCCGUGUUUUGUUUAUUGUGAAAAUUGAAAAAAUUCAGUGAAAAAGUGGUGAAAAUUGUGUGAAAAUGAGUAAAAGACGAAGAACAAGUUCCGUUGCCAGUCGUCAGGAUGAAGAUACCGAUGAUGCAUUCUCAGAAACCUCUCCACUUGCAGCCUUUAUUGGGCGGAAGAAGAAAAAAUGGGAUGCUACUGAACUGUGUCAGGUUCUGUAUGAUGCCAUAAGGAAUCACAAGAAAGAAGAUGGGAAUAUGCUGUGUGACACUUUCAUACGAGCUCCAAAGCGGCGUCAGGAGCCAUCGUACUAUGAAGUCGUUGCAAAUCCCAUUGAUUUGCUGAGGGUCCAGCAGAAGCUCAAAACCGACUCGUAUGAGGACAUUGAAGAGCUCACCAGUGACUUGGAGCUGCUGGUGAAUAAUGCCAAAGCUUUCUACAAGCCAGACAGUAUGGAGCACCAAGAUGCUUGUCUGCUGUGGGAUAUUUUCCUGCUGAACAAGCAGAAAUUGCUGGAAGCUAUGCAGGAUGACACGGGAGAGGCCAAAAAGGGUGCUGCCCGUGUCCCACGAAAGCCACGAAAUCUCUCCACCAAUGAUCCUGAUGAUGCCUCCGAGGGCAGCAAAGAUGAAGAUUUUGAUGCCUAUGAGGAACUCUUUGCAUCUGUCGUUACUGCCACUGAUCCCCUGGACAAUCGUCCACUCUACACGGAGUUUCAGCUACUGCCAUCGAAGAAACUCUACCCAGACUACUACGAUGUGAUUGAGCAUCCGAUUGACUUGAAGUUUAUUGCUACAAAAAUUCAGACGAGCGCCUACACGAAUCUCAAUGAAAUGGAGAAGGAUCUGUUGCAGAUGACGAAGAAUGCUUGCACUUUCAACGAGCCUGGGAGUCAGAUCUACAAAGAUGCUAAAACAUUGAAGAAGAUUUUCAUGUCACGAAAGGCUGAAAUUGAGAGUGGAAAGUACAAGCCAAUAAAGCAAAAGAAACGUGGACAUUGUCUCAGUGCAGUUACUGCUGCCCUUAAGGAAGAACCAGAAAGUUCUGAUGAUGAACUCGAUGAUAAUGUAGAUACCGAGGGUGAUGGCCCAAUGUGGCAGCUUUUUGAUCAACUCUACAACACGGCAAAUGCUUCAGAUCAUCCUAAUGCCUCAGGCGCACCACUUGGUGAGUCCCUGUGGAAAUUGCCCAAUCGACGCUUCCACCAAGAUUACUACAAUACGGUGAAGAAGCCCAUUUCGAUGGCACAGGUCAGGAAUAAGCUGAAGAAGGGUGCUUAUUCCAAUAUCACAGAUAUGACGGCAGAUUUGUAUUUGAUGCUGGACAAUGCCAAGAAGGCCUAUCCGGCUACGCACAAAGUUCACAAGGAUGCCGUUAAGAUGCAAAAGAUACUCAAUCAGAAGCUCAUUGAUACGGGAGUGGGUGCUGAUGAGAGUGAUACUGAAGAUGGGGAUGUGUCAAUGCCAUCAACAAGUUCAGUUUCACCUUCAGCUGUUCCCAUGCCCAAGAAAAAGGGACGUCCUAGGAAUAAUCCCACUGUAACUUCGCCACCGGCAGCCGUUAAUGUCCCGGCUAAUGUUACCCAAACUCCUCAGGGUGGUAGUCAGAUUAUCAUGACAAAGGGCAGAUUUCCCAAUAAUCCAGUGCUCAAGAAGAAACUCUUGGGACUGCAGAAAUUUCUCACGGACUAUAUUGUGGCCGGAAGGAGACCAAUGGCGCUUUUUAUGGAGAAACCAUCGAAAAAACUCUAUCCAGACUACUACGAAGUCAUUCAGCAUCCGAUUGAUAUGAAUACGAUUGAGAUGAAUAUCAAGGCUGAUAGAUAUGGGACCCUUGAUGAUGUAGUGGGUGACUAUAGACUGAUGUUUUCCAAUUGUCGCAAGUACAAUGAAGAGGGAUCGCAAAUUUUUGAAGAUGCCAACAUCUUAGAGAGAGCUCUGAAUGAGAAACUUAAAGAAUUUUCUGGAAUUCCCGAUCGACGAUUGACGCCAAAAAUAAUAAAAUCCGGAGGGAGGAAAGUCAUAACACCGUUGGAUAAUAAAUUAAAAUUAUUCUACGACACCAUUAGAGAAUUUCGUGAAAGUAAAGCUAAUCGUUUGCUUUCGGCAGUCUUCAUGAAGCUCCCAUCGAAGAGUGAUUAUCCAGACUAUUAUGACAUCAUAAAGAAUCCAAUUGAUAUGGAGAAAAUUGCCAAUAAGAUGAAACAUCAGAUUUAUGACAAUGUGGAUGAGAUGGGAUCGGAUUUUAUGUUGAUGUUUGAGAAUGCAUGCAAGUACAAUGAGCCGGAUUCGCAAAUUUACAAAGAUGCCCUUGUACUUCAGCAGAUUUGUCUGCAAACUAAGCAGAGUCUAAACCGGGAUGGUAGUGAGGAAAGUGUUCCGGAUGUUCCUCAAGCUGUGCAGGAAUUGCUAAUGUCACUAUUUACCUUCUUCUAUAACCAUCAAGAUGAAGAGGGUAGAUGCUUUUCAGAUUCACUUGCAGAAUUGCCAGAAUAUGACGAUGUUGAUGGGAAUAAAGUGCGAGCAAUUUCCUUGGAUUUGAUCAAGAGGCGCCUGGACAAGGGAUUGUACAGGCGCUUGGAUAUGUUUCAAGAGGAUGUAUUUUCGUGCUUAGAUCGAGCACGUCGACUUUCACGAACAGACUCUCAAGUCUUUGAGGAUUCAAUUGAGUUGCAGUCGUUUUUUAUUAAGAAACGCGAUGAAAUCUGCAAAAAUGGUGAAGUUCUCAGUUCUCCGGCACUCAGUUAUUCAGCCAUGCAUUUGAGUGCUGCUGUCGAAGCUGUGCGUCAAUCGAAGUUGCUCCAGGAAGAGCAAGAGCAUGAAAAUGAAACGGAGACAGCAUCAAUAAAUGGGGAAAGUAUGAUGAUUGAUCAGAAAGUCUAUUCUCCGGGAGAUUUUGUCUACUACGAUUCACCAGACAAUAAAAUUCCCGGAGUUGUGUACAUUGAGAGAUUGUGGACAAAUAGUGAGAAUGUCAAGAUGAUGUACGGGAAUCUCUUUCUUCGACCCCAUGAAACUUAUCAUGUUACCACGAGAAAAUUCCUGGAACAGGAAUUGUUCAAAAGUGAUCAACAUCAGGCAAUUCCAUUGAGUCAAUUGACCAGCAAGUGUUUCGUGAUGUGUAUCAAGGAUUACAUCAAGUAUCGCCCAGAAGGAUUUGCCGAUAAGGAUGUCUAUGUUUGUGAAUCUCGUUACAAUUCCCGUGCUAGAUCCUUCAAGAAGAUCAAAAAUUGGCCAUUUGUCCGAUCAAAUGAUCCCGUGAAGUUGAUCCAGAGAGAUACGCCAAUUGAAUUGAAGAGGAUUAUGUCGGUAUUUAAGGAACGUGUGGAGAAGCACAAAGGGGAACUGGCAGAAUUGCAGUUGCAGGAGGCUCUGGUGGAGAAGGAAAAGCCCAAUGUUGUGAUCUUUUCCAAUGUUCCGGACGAAGGGAAUGUGCACUAUGAGCAGUAUAACACCAUCUGCAGUGGUGUUGUGAAAAUCGGGGAUUACGUUUACGUAGCAACGGAAGGCGGAAAGCAAGCUAUUGCUCAAAUUACGUCUAUCUGGGAGACUAAAGACGGUAAAUCGUUCUUCCGUGGUCCAUGGCUUUUGACGCCUCCUGAGGUACCCUGUGCUGGGAAUAGGCUAUUCUACCGACAGGAAGUGAUGCUGUCAACACUUCAGGAAAGCAGUCCUCUCAUAGCAAUUGUGGGCAGAUGUUCAGUUCUGGAUUAUGUGGAGUACACGACUUGUCGUCCAACGGAAAUCUCCGAGAGUGAUGUCUACAUCUGUGAAUCGAUCUAUGAUGAGAUUAAAAAGCAAAUAAGGCGUCUGCAGGGAACAGGACUGAGAAAGUUCAGUCACAGUCAAAUGGUCACUCCCGAUGAGAUCUAUCAUUUUAAGAGUCCGGUAACUCCGUUGAGAGUGAGUGCUUCGGAGAUAGCGGCUCUGCAGGAACAACUGAAGCAGUCAACUCAUGCCUCUGAAGUGGACGUGAAGACUGAAGGAGGAGAUUUACUAGGCAUGAUGGAUGAUUCUAUGGAUGGUGGACCACCAUCUGUUGGAUCAGAUUUUGUGGCUACAGCUUCACCGGCCAGCUCUAUGCAUCUGUCAACGCCAAUUUCCACGAAGAAGGGCAAGAGUGGGAAGAAAGUGGUCACUGGGUAUAUUCUCUAUUCCAGCGAAGUGAGAAAGUCCAUCAGUGCCAAUAAUCCUGAUGCCACUUUUGGUGAUAUCUCACGAAUUGUGGGCAAUGAAUGGAGAUCUCUGCCGUCAUCGGAGAAGCAGGCGUGGGAAGAGAAGGCGGCCAAAUGCAAUGAAGAGCAUGCAGCAAAGAUGUCUGAAGAAUCUGGUUGUCCAAGUCCAGCACCAACUAUUGCCCAUGAUCCUGUGCCCAAUCAGGUUUUCGAAUGCUGCUGGGACAAGUGCGAUUGGCAAUUUGAAGAUCCGGCUGAUUGUCUUGAGCACAGUAUUGCUGAUGGAACUGGCCAUGUGCAGACUUACUGUGCCAGUUUGCCCAGCAAUGAGGUGGAGUACAAUUGCCUCUGGCGCGGAUGUAUCAGGCUGAAGAAGCAGGCUCCACCUUUUCCGCAUCUUCAGCGCCUGGUGAAGCACGUGCGAGAGGUGCACAUCAACAAAGCAGGCGGAAGGAUUGUGCAGCCAACUGAUCGGAGCAAGAACUUUGUCACGAUGAAAUCAAGCGGAAAUGCAAAUAUCAGUGUGCAGAUACCGGUACAAAAUAUUCAAAAUAUGACUUCGCUGGAGACUUCACCAAUUGAUAAUCAAGUUAUUACAGCUCCGCCAGUUGAGCCACUUUUUGUGACUGUUCCACCGCGUCCUCAGCGUGUUUUGCACUCUGAGGUGUACAUUAAGUACAUUGAGGGAUUGCAGAAUGAUUCGAGAUUUAUCAGUCCGUGGGAGAAGACUCUCAAGGCAACGCAGGAAAGUGUACCGGCUGUUGAUGUGAGUCGUUUGCCAACGCAUUGGUUGGAUUCACGUGGCAAGGAGCAACCUGAGGAGAUUGUCAAGGCAAUUUGGAAUCUCAGGAAUUACAUGAUGAAGGACAUUGUUCAGAUCAAAAAGAACUACUUGGAGUGAAGGGAGUGACUACUUUAUGCAUUUUUAUUCAUGUAAUUAAAUGGAUUCAUUAAAGGACAUUGUAUUCGA
Molecule: messenger RNA, 5168 nt
Organism: Phlebotomus papatasi
Lineage: Eukaryota; Metazoa; Arthropoda; Insecta; Diptera; Psychodidae
Gene: polybromo
Product: protein polybromo-1
Exons: 10
Coding region: 99-5099 (1666 amino acids)
Biological process (GO): chromatin remodeling
Cellular component (GO): RSC-type complex
Molecular function (GO): protein binding; chromatin binding
Source: RefSeq, a predicted model, not a curated record